Molecule: messenger RNA, 3079 nt
Organism: Bufo gargarizans (Asiatic toad)
Lineage: Eukaryota; Metazoa; Chordata; Amphibia; Anura; Bufonidae
Product: merlin-like
Exons: 19
Coding region: 396-2300 (634 amino acids)
Biological process (GO): regulation of cell shape; regulation of gliogenesis; regulation of organelle assembly
Cellular component (GO): cytoskeleton; apical part of cell; plasma membrane
Molecular function (GO): actin binding; cell adhesion molecule binding
Source: RefSeq, a predicted model, not a curated record
CAGUGUGCAGUCUCCUGUCAGCACAAUAAGACGCAACUUCCUGGAAUCACAAGAUAUCGUUUUAAAGCCAUAUUUUAAAUUAGAUUGCCAGUUUGUUGGGUACAAUGGAUUUAUCCGAAUGAUAUGCAGCAGCCAGAACUUGAGAAAUGGCUCUUUGUCAUCGAGUCUACUUUCUGAAAUCACCUGAAGAGUCCAGCACAGGAUAAGAUUUUAUAUACUGCAACUUGAGGGACCAUUGAAGAUUAUACCGUGGAACUGGGACUUGGAUUACCUGAAUGUAAUAUAUACUGGAGCUGAUGAAGAGGGCACGUCCCCGCUGAAUAUGCUGCAUGGAACAACUACUAACCUCUCUCAGUUGUGAAGCCUGGACUUAGUGAUAUACUAUAAGCUACAAUAUGUCCAUCCGGAGUCUGAAAAAGAAGCAGCAGAAGACCUUCAAAGUGAAGAUUGUCACAAUGGAAACAGACAUGGAGUUACAUUGUGAGAUGGACUGGAAGGGAAAAGACCUCUUUGAUUUGGUGUGCAAACAUCUGGUACUGAAAGAGACUUGGUUUUUUGGUCUACAAUAUAUGGCAAGUGGGGUAGACACCUGGCUAAAGCUGGAUAAAAAGAUUUUACAACAGGAUGUUCCUAAGGAAGAUCCCCUGAAGUUCCGCUUUUUGGCCAGAUUUUACCCAGAGAAUGUGUCUGAGGAGCUGUUUCAGGACAUAACUCAGCAUCUGUUUUUCCUUCAGGUUAAAAAGCAAAUCCUGGAUGAAGAAAUCAUUUGCUCUCCAGAGGCAUCAGUUCUUCUAGCAUCAUAUGCUGUCCAAGCGAAGUAUGGCAAUUACAAUCCUAACAUUCACCAGCCUGGAUUUCUGUCUCAAGAAGAAUUAUUACCAAAGAGAGUUCUCCAACAAUAUCAGAUGACAUCAGAAAUGUGGCAGGAUAAAAUAACUGCAUGGUAUGCAGAACACAGAGGAAUUGCUAGAGAUGAAGCAGAGAUGAAUUACUUAAAAAUUGCACAAGACCUGGACAUGUAUGGCAUGAACUACUUUCCUAUUUCACAAACUAAGAAUGAUUCUGAUAUGCUGCUUGGAGUAGAUGCCAAAGGAAUCCAUAUUUACAGUAGAAAUAACAAAAUAUCCCCAUUAAAGUCUUUCAAAUGGGGUGACAUUCGAAAUAUUUCUUAUAAUUCCAAGAAACUGAAGUUUACACCAGUUGAUAAAAAAGCUGAAACUAUCAAAUUCUAUUCUAAAGAGCAAAAUGUGAAUAAACUGAUUCUGCAUCUCUGCAUUGAAAAUCACAAUUUAUUCUUAACGAAAAGGAAGGUGGAUUCAAUUGAGAUGCAGCAAAUAAAAAUGCAAGCCAAAGAAGAAAGAGCUAGGAAAAAGAACGAGCAUCAGAGACUGGUGAUGGAAAAACAGCUGAGGGAAGAAGCAGAGAGAGCUAAAGAAGAUCUUGAGAGAAAGCUGUUCCAGGUAGAAGAAGAGGCAAGGCAAGCCAAUGAUGCUUUGCUCCGGUCUAAUGAAACAGCUGAGUUACUAGCAGAAAAAGUACAGAUUGUGGAGGAUGAAGCAAAGCUACUAGCUCAGGAUGCAGUGGAGGCCAGGCAAGAACUGCAACGCCUUGAGUUGGCAGUGCGCAAGAGUAAGGAGGAGAUGCGGAUGAUGGAGAAAAAGAUGAGAGAAUCUGAUAUGAUCACCAUGAAACUAUUCCAGGAAUCUGACAGAAGAGCGAAGGAAGCUGAGCUGUUAGAGCAGGAGUUACAGAAAGCCAGGGAAGCUGAACGGAUCGCAAAGCAAAGGCUUCUAGAACAUGGCACUACUUGCCAACCUUUACCAACAAAAAGUCUUCCUCAGGAUACUUCAGAAAAUGGUUAUGACAAUAAGAUGGUGCGACGAGAUGUAGAUACUGAAUACAAGAGGUUAUCACUGGAAAUAGAAAGGGAGAGAAUGGACUACAUUGAAAAGAGUAAACGGCUUGAAAAUCAGCUAAAUGAACUCAAAUUAGAAAUUCAGACCUUGAAACAGGAGGACCGGCAUAUGAAUACACCCUGCCUUUGGAACGGCAAUCUAAGAUCCCAAUAUAAUAUACAUGGAAGUCAUACCUUCCUGACGCAGGCAUACCAGUGGGAACCAGCAAGUCCUUUCUCCGUUUCUCCAGUUAGCCCUAUUCAUAGUUGUAUGGAUCCAGAACGGAUACCCUAUAGUGCUCCUGUCCGCAUGGUACACACAUUACCGAGCAACAUUAAUGGAAGCGAAAGAAAACAGCAUGCCAGGAAGGGAGAGAAAUGCAAUUUAGACAUCAUAUAUAUUUAAGGAUUCCUAGCACAAGGAAUAUUUCUAGAUUGCCUAAUUGCAAGCGAAACAGCACUUUUUGGUUGAGUUGGUGUGUUGCUAGGCCUUAGAUGAGCUCUUCUGGAAGAAUCGGUAAUUUGGAGCAAAAUGUGGAGUGGUACGAAGACUGACCACAUAAAACGACUGUAAAUGUGCCCUUCUGAUAAUGUAUAUAGUGUAAAUAAUGUCAUUUUAUACUAUUCUUGUGGGCCAAAGCCUAGAUGAUCAGAAGACUAAACAUAAAAGAAUAUGAACAAAGCGCAACUGCACAACAUCCAUCUGGAGGAUGAAGAUUACAUCAAUACUGGAUCUUGGUGUCAAUUGCAUAAAGCAAACAAGACUGUAAAGACUAUACAGACGCCUUCAAAUAAGUCUGACAACUCCUUUAAAAGGAAUCUGACAACAUGAUCAGGAAUUAUCAUCUGCAGUAAUACAUGAGUAGUGCUGCAGAUAAGGAGUCUGGAUCACUAUUUUUUUUUUCAUUUUCCUACUGCCCCCAGUUCCCCGCUUUCAGUGCUCAGAGCCACAUUGAAAUACACCGUUGGGACCACCAUGCAUGUGCCACCACAGCAGUCUGCACCGUGUAUUUCAGCACAGCUGAGAUCUGGCACCGGGGGACAUGGGAGCAGUAGGAAACAGACUCCUUAUCAGCAGUACUAUCUAUGUAAUACUGCAAGUAAGAGUGGCAACAGAUUCACUUUAAGAUGCAAUUGCCCAUGUGAUCAAUGCAAAAGCAUAAUAAACUACCAAUUUAAAGUAAU